CGACCAAAAUGGCUCUUCACGCUGUCGCCGCCGGUCGAUCAAACAGCCAACUAAUCAACGGUUGCCGCCAUUUCAACUAACUACGCCGCCGCAAACGCAUCACAAUCUCUAAGCAGCAUCGUGCGCCCCAUGCCGGCCACUAGCACGUCUCUAAUGUCCGACGGCCAGCCGCCAGAAAUUUGAAACCGCCAAUUUUAUAAGUGGAAAGCUCACAUUAUGUUUGGUAUUUCGUACGGAGAGCUCUUCCUCAUUAUCGGUGCCACUGCAGCUCUUGUUGGACCUAAAGACCUCCCCAUAAUUGCGAGAACAGCUGGGAGAUUAGCUGGCCGAGCCAUUGGAUACGUUCAGUUAGCUCGUGGCCAAUUUGAUAAUGUUAUGCAACAGUCUCAAGCACGCCAGGUACAAAAAGAACUUCAAGAUGCAAUGCAGCAGCUAGAGGCAAUUCGUUAUGAAAUCAGAAGUGUAUCUCUUAUUAACCCUGGUCCCUUGACUCGAAAGCUGAUGGACAGUCCUCCAGAGCCUACUUCUAAUCAUGAUGACAACGCUUCAUCCCAAAAAUGUGAAGUAGACUAUCCAUCAACAGGCACUGUGUUAAAGGACCAUAGGUUCAAACCAUAUGGCUCAUUAGAUUUACACAGCCAAGCAACUGCAUUUGCAAGACUGGCUGAAUCUGAAGCUGUGAAGAGUGGUUCUUUAAAGAGCAUUGCAGAGAAAGAAAAUUCUGAAGAUGAAGCUGGUUUGUUUACUGUUCUUCCAGUAUCAGCCGAAAGCACUGGCAUGCUUCCAAAUCGCAAGGAGAGUGCAAAAGGAUCAGACAUUUUGUUGGAAGCUGUACUUGAAUCAGAGGUAGCGCAUAAUGCCAAAGAUUUCUUUUCUCAGCCUGAGAAUCAAAUGCCGUGAAUGAAAAGACACUGUAUAUAUGUUUGGCCUAAAUGGACGUGGUUCAGAAUGAUACAACUAAGGGGUAAUUUAAUGCCUCUGUUUCAGUUGGCUCAACUGCAUCUUGGGGAAGCUAUAUGAUCUUCAAGUGAAUCUUCAAUCAUUCAGGGACUGACAAACAGUUCAUUUCUGUAUUGCUAUGGGUAAUUUUUAUGGUUACAUACCCAUCUUUGUGGUCAAGAUGAUGCUUUCAUAUUAAUUAUGCAACUGUCUCUUUCAAAUUUAUAGUAAUAAAUCCAACAAACCCCACAUUUGCUUCA
Molecule: messenger RNA, 1199 nt
Organism: Pistacia vera
Lineage: Eukaryota; Viridiplantae; Streptophyta; Magnoliopsida; Sapindales; Anacardiaceae
Product: sec-independent protein translocase protein TatB
Exons: 8
Coding region: 217-900 (227 amino acids)
Source: RefSeq, a predicted model, not a curated record